Molecule: messenger RNA, 1269 nt
Organism: Phytophthora infestans T30-4
Lineage: Eukaryota; Oomycota; Peronosporomycetes; Peronosporales; Peronosporaceae
Product: tRNA (adenine-N(1)-)-methyltransferase non-catalytic subunit trm6, putative
Exons: 8
Coding region: 1-1269 (422 amino acids)
Biological process (GO): tRNA methylation
Cellular component (GO): tRNA (m1A) methyltransferase complex; nucleus
Source: RefSeq, a predicted model, not a curated record
AUGGCUUCGUCUGCUGCUGCUGCAGACGCCUCCACGUCUACGGAGACACCUCGCCUGCCCUACGUCAUCUAUGAAGGCGACACGGUUAUCUGCCAGACCAGCGACGGCCGAAUGUUCUUCCAGACCAUCGCCAAGGACGAGUCGGUUCGCGUCGGCAAGAAGGUAGCAAGUUUGAAACCAGUCAUUGGCUCCUUCUACGGUGCCAUCUUCGAGGAACAGAACAAAAAGCUCGUCAAGGUGACGGGUGGACUGUUCCCGGAUCCUGUGGCUCCAGAAACGGGCGAUAGCUUUGUGCCGGAUGGAGACAAUCGUCACUAUGCGGACACCAACUCGGCGCAGACGUUGAAGCAAACGGAUAUCGGGGAGCUGCGUGAGAGUGGAGCGUCUGGUCAAGAAAUUAUCCAAAAGUUGGUGGAGAACAGCUCGACGUGGGAGACCAAGACGGAGUUCUCCAAGCAAAAAUACCUCAAGAAGAAGCAGCAGAAGUACAUGCCUCGAGUGCGGUUCCUGCGGUGCACUGCUGAGUCGCUGUGCCGCACGUAUCGACUGAAAAACCCGGCCAAGAUCUGCAACUUGCGCGAGGAUUCGCUGGGUCAGAUGCUGGUUUACGGCAACAUCUUUGCAGGUGGACAGGUGCUGGUGGUGGACACCUGCAUGGGUUUGGUAGCGGGAGCCAUCGCUGAGCGUCAGGGAGGCUCUGGACGCAUCAUCUGUCCCUACGAGGGUCAGCAGCCUGCAGCGGAUAUUCUGCGCCGUUUUAACUUCGACAAGCGGACCCUCGAGUCUAUUCACUACAUGCCAUUCAAGCAUGUGCGGCUGCUUGAGAUGGAAGAAGAAGAUGUGACGGAACCAGUGAAGGUCGCCAGAGAUGGAUUGACCCCUGAGGAGCGAGAACAACUCGCUGAGGAACGUGCCAAGAACUUCACGCCUGAGCAGCAGAAACGCUAUGCCGAGAAGAAAGCUCGACGCGAGCAGACGAAGAUUUACCGUCAGAAGCCGUCGACUAUUCGCGAGUGGGCUCGUGAAAAGACUGACAGUCUCGUAAUAGCGGCAAACUACGACCCCGAGGAGGUUUUGAUGGCCUUGCUGCCGUAUCUCGGUCGAUCCAAGCCGUUUGUGGUCUACUCGGAGUUCCUUGAGCCGUUGACCCGGACCUUCGCCAGGCUGCAGAAGAUGGAAGCCAUCAUUGACCUCCAACUGAACGAGACGUGGACACAUCCUGGACAUCCCGCCUCUUGGAGUUACAGCAAACGCAUCCGACGAUACUGA